Messenger RNA from Rhizophagus irregularis DAOM 181602=DAOM 197198, 1277 nucleotides. RefSeq lists its product as uncharacterized. The record is from RefSeq and is a predicted model, not a curated record. NCBI's taxonomy places the organism in Eukaryota, Fungi, Glomeromycota, Glomeromycetes, Glomerales, Glomeraceae.
UCACAUUCCCUAACAAAUAAAUCUUAUUUUCAUUUGUUAAAAGAAGGUUAAUGGAAGAUUUACCUAUAAGAACAAAUUCAACGAUUUCACAAAAUGAUUUUAAAGAAACAACGGCAAUACUUCGAUUUGAAGUACCUUUAAAAAAAGGCCAAGGAAAUAACGUAAUAUAUUUUCCUGACUUAAUUAAUCCUCCAAAAGAAACAACAAAUGAUCAAAAAAUCAUUAAUACGAAUGAUUUUUCAUCAGAUCAACAACAUUUAGAUGAUGAAAUGGCUUUAGAAAAUUUUGUAGUAUCAGAAACUGCAGAUUUUUUAGAACAUAUGGCUAUUGAAAAACGUCCUGAACCGAAGUUUUACGCGAUUUCAAGAAAAAAUACUAUUCCCGGAUUUUUUGGUGCUGGAACGAAUACAAAUCCACCUGAAAAUAUUCUUCAAUUUUUUAAAAAUGAACAAUCAAAUAAUAAUAUGACUACUUCCACUUCUAUUAUUACUGGAACAACUGAAAAUAAUGAAAACAAAAUUAUAAAUAAACAAAUUAAAAGAACAAGAAAGAAUGCUACAACAAAAUCAAAGGGCAAAAAGACUAAUAAGCAAGAAGAAAAAUUAGCGGUAGUUAAUGAAACAGUUGUUAGCAGCGGUACAUCGUCAUCAAAAAAAACAAAGAGAGAACCACCUCAACAAUCAGAAACAAAAACGAAAAAACAAAAGACUAAAGCUAAUGAAGGGAAUAAAACAAUUAUCAAGGAAGUUCAAAAAUUGUUAGAAAAGCGUAAACGUCGUAAAGAAAAAAAAAUGAUUAAAGAUGGUCCUACAAAUAAUGUAACAAAUAGUUCUUCAAAGAAUCCAUCUCCCGUAACAAAACCACUAAUAUCUGUAAAGAAUGUUGAAGAUUCUCCAUCAUCAUCAUCGUCUCCCGAUUCGUCCCCCAAAAGAAAAGGCCUGUCUGAAGUUCGUUCGCGAAGUUCUUCUACUUCAUCUACAGUAACUUCUACAAAAGCGAACAAAGUGAAUGCCAAAUCAAAUUCAAAAGUUAAUAAUCCAAAUAACUAUAAUGCAGAGAGUUCUUCUACAGCAACGACAAUAACUUCCGAUUCUACUACUCCAUGAUAUCAUUGCAUUCUUAUAUUUAUCAGUUUAAAUUAAUUUCUUUGCAAAGAAUUUUUGUUUCGAAUUUUCUUUUAUGUAUAUAGUAAAAUGCCUUGUAAUAUAAAUAUCUAUAAUUUAAUUAUAGAAAUCUAAAUACAAGAAGAUUACUUUAAUCUCUCGUUAUUUAUUCAU